Messenger RNA from Acanthaster planci (crown-of-thorns starfish), 1840 nucleotides. Its product is annotated as EGF-like repeat and discoidin I-like domain-containing protein 3. The record is from RefSeq and is a predicted model, not a curated record. Lineage: Eukaryota; Metazoa; Echinodermata; Asteroidea; Valvatida; Acanthasteridae.
AUGCCCUGCCUCAUGGAACAGGAACCGGACCCCGCCUCCCAAAACAGGUAUCGCUGGCUCCUCCCAGUGGAAGAACCCUGUCAAUGCAGCGAGGUAAAGAUUGGUCCACUCAACACCCGCGUGCCUUACCGACCGUUUACAGUGACCUACUAUGACGCCCUUCUCAUCAGUAGCAAUCCGGUGGAGAUCCAGUCGUGGCUGAAUUGUACCGGUGUCUUUACUUGCUCCGUGGAGAAACCUCUGGGCAUGGAGGAUGGGCGCAUCCCAGAUAACCACCUCACUGCCUCGUCUGUCUUGGGAAACAAGCGAAAUUGUCAUGGGCCUCAAAGAGCAAGGCUUUUGCUGGAGGAAGGAUGCUUAUGCGGUGAACGGCUUGGAAUGGAGGACGGAAGUAUUCCUGACUCCAGUAUCACUGCCUCCAGCGUUUUCAAAGAGCGACCAGCCGCGCCUGACAACUGCGAGCCUCACAACGGCCGGCUGAACUACCCCGGAGUAGGCUCGAUUGUCGGUGGCUGGUGCCCGGCCAGGAAUGACAAGGAAUCCCCAUGGUUUGAGGUAGAUUUGGCCAAGCAACUGCAGGUAGAGGGAGUUAUCAUUCAGGGCAGCGUGGAUCCAUUGGGGAGUUGGAGGGAGCGAGUGACAGCGUACCAGGUGCAGUACAGUAAUGACCGAAGUACCUGGGUGUAUGUGACCAAUGGAGGACCUGAGGCUGGGCCGCAGACAUUUGAUGGUAACGUGGACCAAACCACCCCAGUCAACAGCAGUUUUAACAAGCCCAUUCAAGCUCGCUACAUCCGUAUCAGACCGACCAGCUACAAUUCUUGGCCCUCGAUGCGGGUUGAACUCCUCGGCUGCAAAGAAUCAGUGGGUUUCUUGUGCUGGUGUGCCGCUAAGAACGAUACCAAUCCCUGGAUGCAAGUCAAUUUCAAUAACACAGUACUUAUCACGGGGUUGAUCACCCAAGGAUGUGGUGAUGAUGACUGCCAACAAUGGGUGACAGCGUACACAGUGCACUACAGUAACAGCGGCCAAACGUCCUGGACCACGGUGAAGGAUCACGAGGGAAAACCAGUAGAGUUUUUGGGGAACAGUGACAAUCACACCCUAGUCCCAGCUCGAUUUGCGGAGGUCGUGCGCACCAGGUAUCUUCGUUUUUUACCAACUGAAUGGAACGGGCUUUGCUGCAUGAGAUUUGAGGUGAUGGGUUGCACUGUUGCCAACUAAAGGCAAUGGGUCUGCUUUCAACUGAGUUGAGACUGCACCCUGAUGGCUUCAUACUGAUGGCUCUUUGGUACGUGCAGGGGAAGAAUAUCAGUGUCAAAUAGUUAUAUUUAUUCAGCAUAUCUUCGUUAAAAUUAGCGUGGAUGGAGUUUUCGAUGGUGAAUCAAUGACUUGAGAUUGCAAAUAUAAUGUGUGACAGGAUGUAAAUAGAGUGAAUGCUAUUCACAACAGCACGCAACACAAAUAAUAAUUACUACAGCACGCAACGGAAACAGACACCUUGAAAACUGCUUCGUUGGUUUUAUUUACUAGUUUGAAAAUGUUUUAUUUUAGUUUUAGUUUUAACAAGAUUUCAAUAACAGUUCUGGUAAUUGUUUCUUUUCAAUAUGAAUAUUCCAUUUCAUUUGAUUCAAUCAAAUACAUGCACUCUCAGACAAAACUACAUAUAUGUAAUAAAAUACCGUUUUAGAAACACCACAGGAACUCCCUAGGAGUUAUGUAAUAAAUUACCGAACACUUGGUCGGUAAAAUGUUUCUUCAACAAAUUUACGUCUUUUUAUGUAAUUGUAUUUACACCAUUAUUAGGUAUAGAAAGUUAUGUAAGAUUGUAGUUAGUGAU